Zalophus californianus (California sea lion) is the source of this 906-nucleotide messenger RNA. RefSeq names its product guanylate kinase 1 (gene GUK1). Gene Ontology annotation, molecular function: GMP kinase activity. Bases 71 to 730 code for a protein of 219 amino acids. The transcript has 8 exons. The record is from RefSeq and is a predicted model, not a curated record. Gene Ontology annotation, cellular component: cytosol. Lineage: Eukaryota; Metazoa; Chordata; Mammalia; Carnivora; Otariidae. Gene Ontology annotation, biological process: purine nucleotide metabolic process.
GCGGGGGCGGGCGCGGCGCUGUGACGUAGCCCCGCGGGCGGGGGCGGCGGCGGCGGCGGCGGCGCCCCUCAUGCUGCGACGCCCGCUGGCCGGGCUGGCGGCGGCCGCCUUGGGCCGGGUCCCCUCGGACGGGAUGUCAGGACCGAGGCCGGUCGUCCUGAGUGGACCGUCAGGGGCCGGGAAGAGCACCCUGCUGAAGAGACUCUUGCGGGAGCAUGGCAGCGUCUUCGGCUUCAGCGUGUCCCACACCACAAGGGACCCGCGGCCUGGAGAAGAGAAUGGCAAAGAUUACCACUUUGUGACGAGGGAGGUGAUGCAGCGGGACAUCGCCGCGGGCGACUUCAUCGAGCACGCCGAGUUCUCAGGGAACCUGUAUGGGACUAGCAAAGCUGCUGUGCGGGCAGUGCAGGCCAUGAACCGCAUCUGCGUGCUGGACGUGGACCUGCAGGGUGUGCGCAACAUCAAGAAGACGGACCUGCAGCCCAUCUACAUCUUCGUGCAGCCACCCUCGCUGGACGUGCUGGAGCAGCGGUUGCGGCAGCGGAACACGGAGACAGAGGAGAGCCUGGCCAAGCGGCUGGCGGCCGCUCAGGUUGACCUGGAGAGCAGCAAGGAGCAGGGCUUGUUUGACCUGGUCAUCGUCAACGACAACCUGGACGCGGCCUAUCGGGCCCUGGAGGAGGCUCUGGCCGAGGAAAUCAAGAAGGCUCAGAGGACCAGCCGCUCCUGAGCAGGACCAGCAGCUGCGUACUCCCUGCUGGGGACUGCGCUCACCUCAGCUAGCGCCCAGACUGCCGCGGCCAGAGGACCCUGGCCUCCCCUUCCCCCUCUGCCGUGGGAGCUGGGUCAGGGUGUAAUAAAGAACUGCUGGGCAGCAGUGUCCGUGAGCCACGGCAUCUUGUCCUG